This is a messenger RNA of Oncorhynchus tshawytscha (Chinook salmon), 3188 nucleotides long. Its product is annotated as CAP-Gly domain-containing linker protein 1. The record is from RefSeq and is a predicted model, not a curated record. Gene Ontology annotation, cellular component: nucleus; microtubule plus-end; cytoplasm. Gene Ontology annotation, molecular function: microtubule plus-end binding. The transcript is spliced from 20 exons. Gene Ontology annotation, biological process: cytoplasmic microtubule organization; positive regulation of microtubule polymerization. Bases 257 to 2935 code for a protein of 892 amino acids. Lineage: Eukaryota; Metazoa; Chordata; Actinopteri; Salmoniformes; Salmonidae.
CACAAUGCUAGGCCGUUCUUAUUAUACAUCAGUGUGCUGGGCAGGGUUUGGGAAUUAACGGGCGUACUGUUGCAGUUAUUUUAAUCGCUUCGAUCAAAACAGUGAUUUAUCGACUACACUUCAGGCCUCGGCCUCAAGGUGGGGCAGAACAAAGUAGGUGGUGGGGCAGGAAGGCCUAGCCCCCCCAUCCUGACAAGAGGCCAGCCCCAGCUUCUGCUCCAGUAGCCCAUAGCCUCUUGAGGAGCAAGCAGGGACCAUGAGCACAGGCAAACCCAGUGGAAUCAAGCCUCCCAGCAAGAUAAGCAGGCAAACUGGAUUACCGACACGCACCUCCCCUUCCUCUACUGCUCCAAAGCCUGUUCCUCCAGAGAAGUCUCCCACCCAGGAUGGAGAAAUGGACUACCAGGUGGGGGAGAAGGUGUGGGUCAACGGCAACAAGCCAGGAUAUGUCCACUUCCUGGGGGGAACGCAGUUUGCCCCAGGCCAGUGGGCUGGCAUCGUCCUGGAUGAGGCCAUUGGAAAGAAUGACGGGUCGGUGGCAGGGGUCCAGUACUUCCAGUGCGAGGAUGGCAGAGGAAUAUUCACACGCCCCUCCAAGCUGACCAAGACGGCUAUGCCAGAGAUGGAGGCCAACUGUGGGCAGUCUAACCCUGGCGAGACAGGGGCAAACUCCCCUACCACUGCUGCUGCUGGGGCUGCUAAUACCACUGGUAACAGCACCAAGACACCGCUGAGCAGAACCAUGACGGGCAGUGGGUCAGUGUCCAACCUCUCUGAGACAGACUCAGCCAAGAAGACCAGAAGAGAAUUGAGACUGGGAGACCGCGUGCUGGUGGGGGGUAAUAAGUCGGGGGCGGUGAGGUUCAUGGGGGAGACAGAGUUUGCCAAGGGGGAGUGGUGUGGAGUGGAGCUGGACGAACCACUUGGGAAGAAUGAUGGAGCCGUGGCUGGAUCCAGGUAUUUCCAGUGUCUGCCGCGGUACGGCCUGUUUGCGCCGGUCCACAAGGUGAGUCGUAUCGGCUUCCCCAGCACCCUGGCUAAAGCCAAGGACUCCUCACGGAGACGCUCCACCAUGAAGAGGAGUCCCAGCGCCUCCUCCUUGAGCUCCCUGAGCUCUGUCACCUCCUCUGUCAGUGGGAAACCCAGCCGCACUGGCCUGCUGACCGAGACCUCGUCGCGGUAUGCUCGUAAGAUCUCUGGCACUACAGCGCUACAGGAAGCCCUGAAGGAGAAGCAGCAGCACAUCGAGCAGCUAUUGGCCGAGAGGGACAUGGAACGCGGGGAGGUCGCCAAGGCAACCAGCCAUGCUGGGGAGGUGCAGCAGGAACUGUCACUGCUCACGAAGGUACAGGGGCAGUAUGCUAUGGAGAUGGAGGCUAAGCUAGAUCAACUGCGUGAACUGGUGGAAACAGCAGACAGAGACAAGGUGGAGCUGCUGAACCAACUGGAGGAAGAGAAGAGGAAAGUGGAAGACCUGCAGUUCACUGUGGAGGAAGCUUGCAUCACUAAAGGUGACCUAGAGACGCAGACCAAACUGGAGCAUGCCCACAUUAAGGAGCUUGAGCAGAGCCUUCUGUUUGAAAAGACCAAAGCUGACAAACUGCAGAGGGACUUAGAGGACACUAGGGUGGCCACAGUGUCUGAGCGGUCUAGGAUCAUGGAGCUGGAGAGAGAGGUAGUGGAGCUGCAGUUGAGACUACAGUCCUCCCAGCAGACAGAGGGCGCUGUGUCGCUGUCACCAGAGGAGCUCAGCGACCUCAAGGCCAGGUCCCAGUCCCAGGAGAAGAAGAUCUGCGAAAUUAGUGUGGAGCUGGACAACAGGCAGGAACAGCUUCGCUCUGUGGAGGAGGACAAAAUCUCCCUGGAACAGCAGCUAACCAGCCUGAGACAGAAACUGGACGCUGCAGAGAGAGACAACAAGACGAUGGCACAAACCAUGCAUGAGCUGGAGAAGAGAGUGGAGCAGGCGGGAAAAGAGAGGGAGGCACAGAGAGAAGAGAACCAACGCAAAGAGAAAGAGCUUCAGGAUAGACUGACGCAGACUGCUGAGUCGUCAGAGAGGACCACCCACUCCGUGGAGCAGCUGACCAAUGAGAAGACAUCGCUGGAGGCUCAGCUCGAGACGCUGAAACAGCAGAAUUCCAAAUUCCAGGAAGAACUCAGUCUCUCGCAGGAGCGGAGCAGCACGCAAAACCAGCGCAUCGGAAAUCUGUGCAAGGAAAUUGAGGAACUGAAGCUGAACAGUCAUAAGUCUCAGUACCAGCAAGACAUGAAAGACAGGGAAACUCUAUCCAACCAGGAGACAGGGGAGGAGAGAAACUUCCAGAAGACAGAUAAGGACAAGGAGCUGGAGACUCUGAGGAAUGAGAUUGUGGUGCUGCGAGGUGAGAACGUCAUGGCCAAGACGCUGCAGUCUGCCGUUGAGGCGCUGGAGAGAGACAAGGCCCAACUACAGGGAUGUGUCACCAGCCUGGAGCAGAGGCUCAUGGGACAGCAGGCCUCCGAGGGAGGGGACAGUGGAAUACCUUCCUCAGGUGAUGCAGUUCUGGACCAGCUGAGAGAAGAGAAGGAGUUUGCAGAGGGACAGAUUAACUUCCUGAACAGUGUGAUUGUGGACCUGCAGAGGAAGAACGAGGAGUUGAAGGUGAAGCUGAAGAAGAUGGUUCUGGCUGAGUUCAACGGCAAUGACGGCAUUGACGGUUUGGAAGAGUGUGGAUCUAAGAAGGACAAGAAGGCUCCUCCUCGUCUGUUCUGUGAUAUCUGUGACUGUUUCGACCUCCAUGACACCGAAGACUGUCCGACCCAGGCCCAGAGCCCUGACUCAGUGCCCCACUCUUCCUUCAAGGGCAAGCCAGCCGACCAGCGGCCGUACUGUGACAUCUGUGAGGCCUUUGGUCACUCCACAGAGUCCUGCCAAGAUGAUCAGACCUUCUAGACUCACUCUCAUCCACAGUAUCCCACCCCUGCCCUGCACAGACCGCCAAACACCGACCAGACUCCCUCUGGGUUUUUAUAUCGUAUUUAUGUAUGUCACUCACUGUCAUAGUCCCCUUAGGUAACUCAAAAUCCCCCGCUACCUAAGACUCUCCUAUUACUUAUACUCUCCUUUCCUCGCUCUCCUCUCUAACUCUCCUCCCUCACCAACUCUCCUUUCCUCGCUCUCCUCUCUAACUCUCCUCCCUCACCAA